Lynx canadensis (Canada lynx) is the source of this 1677-nucleotide messenger RNA. RefSeq names its product neuropeptide FF receptor 2 (gene NPFFR2). The record is from RefSeq and is a predicted model, not a curated record. Bases 15 to 1292 code for a protein of 425 amino acids. The transcript has 3 exons. Lineage: Eukaryota; Metazoa; Chordata; Mammalia; Carnivora; Felidae. Gene Ontology annotation, molecular function: opioid receptor binding; neuropeptide receptor activity; peptide binding. Gene Ontology annotation, cellular component: membrane. Gene Ontology annotation, biological process: regulation of MAPK cascade; regulation of adenylate cyclase activity; G protein-coupled receptor signaling pathway.
UGUUCAGGUCCAUCAUGAGUGAGAAAUGGGACUCAAACUCUUCAGAAAACUGGCAUUAUAUUUGGAGUGUCAAUGGCACAAAAUAUCACCUAUACUCAGAUAUCAAUAUUACCUAUGUGAACUACUAUCUUCACCAGCCUCAAGUAGCAGCAGUCUUCAUCACUUCCUACUUUCUCAUCUUCUUCCUGUGCAUGGUGGGAAAUACUGUGGUUUGCUUUACUGUAAUGAGGAACAAGCAUAUGCACACAGUCACUAAUCUCUUUAUCUUGAACCUGGCAAUAAGUGAUUUACUGGUUGGCAUAUUUUGUAUGCCUAUCACGCUCCUGGACAACAUCAUAGCAGGAUGGCCCUUUGGAAGCACAAUGUGCAAGAUCAGCGGAUUCAUUCAGGGAAUAUCAGUUGCAGCAUCAGUCUUUACUUUAGUUGCGAUAGCUGUGGAUAGGUUCCGCUGUGUUGUCUACCCUUUUAAGCCAAAGCUCACUAUCAAGACAGCAUCUAUCAUUAUUGUGAUCAUCUGGGUCCUGGCCAUUGCCAUUAUGUCCCCAUCUGCAAUAAUGUUACAUGUACAAGAAGAAAAAUAUUACCAAGUGAGACUCAACUCCCAGAAUAAAACCAGUCCAGUCUACUGGUGCCGGGAAGACUGGCCAAAUCAGGAAAUGAGGAAGAUCUACACCACUGUGCUGUUUGCCAACAUCUACCUGGCUCCCCUGUCCCUCAUUGUCAUCAUGUAUGGAAGGAUUGGAAUUUCACUCUUCAAGAUGACAGUGCCCCACACAGGCAAACAGAACCAGGAGCAGUGGCACGUGGUGUCCAAGAAGAAACAGAAGGUCAUUAAGAUGCUCCUGAUUGUGGCUCUGCUUUUUAGUCUCUCCUGGCUGCCUCUGUGGACACUGAUGAUGCUCUCAGACUAUGCUGACCUGUCUCCAAAUGAACUGCAGGUUAUCAACAUCUACAUCUACCCGUUUGCACAUUGGCUGGCCUUUUGCAAUAGCAGCGUCAACCCCAUCAUUUAUGGUUUCUUCAAUGAGAAUUUUCACCGUGCAUUCCAAGAUGCUUUUCACUUCCAGCUCUGCCAAAAAAGAGCAAAGCCCAAGGAAACCUAUACCGUAAGAGCUAAAAACAAUGUGAUCAUAAGUACAUCUCAUCAGUUAGCCCCAGGACCUGCAAUUCAAAAUUCACAUGAGGAAAAUUUGCUUUGUAGGAAAAGUGCUGAAAAACCCAACCAAGAAUUAAUGAUGGAAGAAUUAGGGGGAGUCACCCAGAGCAAUGAGAUUUUAAAAGAGCUGGUAUGAUUAUUUUAACUAUACAGUGUGUUAUAUAUAGAAAUACUGCUUUCUAUAGCUUUGUACUUGAAUUCUAAGAAUGUUCUAAAGAAAAUAUGUACUGAAAGCCCUCUUUGAACAGAAGUGGAAUAGUCUUAUGUUCAUAUCCAAUCUUAUGGUAUAUAAAAUAUGUAGAGACUCACAUACAAAUUUGCCUGGAUAAAUCCAUUUUCUAGGAACAAUUUUCAAAGCCUGACCUUUUCCAAUUUAGCCAGUUGGGUAGGAGUCAAACAUAUGUAUUAUGUGUAUACAAAUAUAUACAACACACACACUUAUUUUCUCCAAAUGGCAAUAAAUAGGCAGUUAUUUGCAUGAGAGUACAUUUUGUCAAUUCUCUUUUUGCUUUUGGAGUUGA